Aspergillus caelatus is the source of this 330-nucleotide messenger RNA. RefSeq lists its product as uncharacterized. The coding region runs from base 1 to 330 and encodes 109 amino acids. Lineage: Eukaryota; Fungi; Ascomycota; Eurotiomycetes; Eurotiales; Aspergillaceae. The transcript has a single exon. The record is from RefSeq and is a predicted model, not a curated record.
AUGAAACACGACUACGAAGUCAGACUCCUGCUCGGUUCAACCGCAGUCCUCAGCUCCAAUAAUAAGCUGAUAGAGAUCGUCCUAUCGACCUUUAAGAUGCCCCCGACCACAACGAAGCUGAAUGUCCAGUUCUUGGACAAAGGCUCCUUAGAUCUCUAUGCUACUAGCUGGAGUGCUCACAUUCGCAAGAUUAAAAAUAAGAAAGAUCUCGAACUGACCUAUAAGAAACGGUAUACUAUCUGGGAAAGUGACAAUAACGCCGUUUUCAAUUUGGCUAAUAAUGAUGGUUCCAACACUGAUAAGAAAACAUACGAAGCGCAAGUCGAAUAG